Messenger RNA from Bemisia tabaci, 2919 nucleotides. RefSeq lists its product as uncharacterized. NCBI's taxonomy places the organism in Eukaryota, Metazoa, Arthropoda, Insecta, Hemiptera, Aleyrodidae. The record is from RefSeq and is a predicted model, not a curated record.
UGCACCGCGUUUCUCUCGUCCCUUCCCGUCACAAAGAGCUUUUCCAAAACAACCCAGUAUAGUAAUGGCUUCCACUCGCCAAGUUCCGUGUUCCGAGUCUCGUUUCCCGCAAGUUUCGCCGACAAUGUCCGCCUCCCGCCGAUAGCUUUCGCGACAAACCAUCGGCUGAUAUUCCCAGUAACCUUUGACCUGUGUUGUGUGCAUUUUGCCAGCGCCCAGGGGAUAUGCAACCUGCAAUGUGCGACGAGCCAAUGCGACAGUCUGUCACGAGAGCCCCCUUACAUUUCGACUUGAGUACGAGUAUGCCCUGAGGGAGAGCAUCAAUUAAAAGCAAAUAAUGGACGAGGACCUGGACAGUGAGCCGGUGGCGCGGGUCAACUUAACAGCUUUCGGGAAUUGGACUGAGUUCAAUUCGGAAGACCUCGAGGAGAUUGGUUUGACUGAUUUACAGACCGUGAUCUUAGCAUGUUUAGCAACUUUAAUACCUCUGACAAUAGCUUUAAUUACGGCCCUCAUAGCCAGGUGCUUCUGGAAACGGUAUCUGAAAAGAAAAGCAAUCAGGUGCCAAGGAAGUUUACACAGGAUAGAAAGCUCAGAUCCCCGGCACACUCUUCAGAGCUCAUGUGAUGAGAUGAAAACCAGUGAAUCUCAGUUUUCCGUGAUUCCACCGGAGGAGAUUGCAGAGGUCAUGUCUUGUUACAGUAAUGGCAUGGCUUUAAAUCCAAAAAGCGCAUCAAACGGUAGCAUUAUUACCCUGACCAUGAGAAACAAUCAUCUAAUCGUCGAGAAGGAGGAACGGAUGCCGGGGAUGGCGCCUCUACCGAGCAAGUGCUUCAUGAGCCAGGGCGACACGACAAUCUACACGGUGGACGCCGACGACGACAACCUGAGCGACUACGGGAACACGAGCGUGAGUCGGACGACGUCGCGGGACUUCCUCAUCCACACGCAGCAGCAGCCGGAGGAGCGACACCCGAGCGGGAACGGGGCUCCCCGGUCCGGCUACAGCGUCGUGCCCGAGGAGUACCUCCCCUUCCGCAAGGCCUGGACCGAGCCCGAGUCCGAGGACGAGGGCCCCUUCGUCGUCGAGGAGCCCAAGACCCAGCUCCCCAAGAUCGAGGAGGAGUUCGACGAGGGCGCCGAGCGGAGGAAGCUCGACCAGCUCCAAAGGGAGAAGCAGGACAUCCAGGAGCAGAUCAAGAAGUACCAGGAGAUCCUCCAGGAGGCCGCCGCCGCCGCCUCCACCACCGUACUUCCGGCUCCGCAGCGGCUCAACGGCUCCCUCGACGAUUUCAACGGUGAACGGUCGGGGAGUGACGAUAUCCUGGAGGACUCGGAAGGGGAGUUCGUGGUGGACGACUACGACGACGAGGACGUGGAGAGCGAGGAGAAGGAGAGGCGGCAGGAGGACGAGAGGUGGGAGGCGGCCAGCAAGAUCCUCAUCAUGAACAGUGAGCACCUCCACGACAUCACUCUCGAGAAGCCGGGCGUGGGACCCGCGCCCGUGAGCGAGAAGGGCGAGAGGACGGACGCGGAGGACGACUGGUCGACCGGGUUCUCCGAGGAGGAGGACGACGACCAGGACUUCCAGUUCCCGAGGGACGCCAGGGACUUCUACCGCAUCGAGAACCGCAAGUACGACAACCUGGCUCAGAUGCAGAUCAGCCAGGAAGAGGUCCCUGUCCCUGCCUCCACUCCGGCGGAUGUCGCCGCCCGUCCCAAGGGUCGUCCCGAGCACACACAAGAUAUCGUCGUGUCCAACGCUCCCGACAGGUGCUCGCCGUACGAGAACGUGACGAACAUAGACGACUACGAUUUCUCGGAGGACGACGAUGAUGACGACGACGACGAUAAGAGUAAUCAAGAGAAUGCCAGCGUGACGACGGAGAUCAACGUAGGGCAAAGUCUGGUCGAGAAGAGCGGCGACUCGGACGAUGAGAAGGAGAAGUCGAAAAGCUCGUCGUCCUCGCGGGGGAGCUACCAGAACGACUACAGCUACGGCAACCAAUCGGAAUACACCAUCGACAUGAGUCCCAGCUACUGUAAGCAAUUGGUCAAGGAGCUCCUGCCGGAGCCUCCGUCCCCCUUCCAGAACCCCCUGAAAGGGGCACCGCGGGUCGAGGACAAAACUGAACUUUACUGCAUUGAAAAGCAGCAUCAGAUGGGCAAAGGCUUCAAGUCCGAACUUUCCUUGCCCGGUGAUGAAACCUUCCUGUCCAGAACUAUUAUCUCCAAUAACUUAAGCGAUAGCAGAGACCUAAACUAGUCGGUCCGCUCAACCCAAACUUUAUCUUUUUUCCUCAAUUUUUUAAAGAAAAAAAGCGAUUGGUUAUUUUUAUACGAUGCAUUUUCUAGCUGAGAGGAUGAGAUGUAAAUGUUUGUACCAUAUUUGUACAGAUGCGAUGAGUAUUUUUACUUUCAUUUUUACGGUUGUUACAGUUCGUAAGUCCAUUAGGCCCUUUGAAGACAAUCGUCUUCGUUCACUAAAGAGCGUGCGGUAUAUAUUUAUUGUAGAAGGAGCGUACAUAUUACCUAGUCAUUAAAUGGUAGUUCUGCCCAGACUUGUGGAAGGAAAACGGGUUUUCAUGAAAUACCUAUCUCGUUUUAGGUACUUUAUCUUUUCAGCGAUUCAUUGCAGUAGGGACAUGCGAUUUUUGCGCGGCUGUGAAUAGUCCAAACAUCGCCUAUAGGUGUGUGAUUAGCAUCGGAUUGUAAAUUGGAUACGCAAUUACGGAUCGACAGGUGCAGGGAGGGAAGGCCAUCACUGUGAUAGUUGGGAUUCUUUGAGUUCAGAAAACAUCCGGGGUUAGCAAAGAGAGAAUUCAUGACUUCAUCAUUAAGAGCACAUCACUGGAAAAAAAAACAUUGGAUCUAGAGUCCAGGCUCUUGAAAACAUUGACAAGAAAAAAUACUAUUGAU